Molecule: messenger RNA, 1451 nt
Organism: Stegastes partitus (bicolor damselfish)
Lineage: Eukaryota; Metazoa; Chordata; Actinopteri; Pomacentridae
Product: D-serine dehydratase
Exons: 10
Coding region: 41-1153 (370 amino acids)
Biological process (GO): D-serine catabolic process
Molecular function (GO): D-serine ammonia-lyase activity
Source: RefSeq, a predicted model, not a curated record
AAAACUCACAACAAAUCCAGUCGACGUUGCUUGCAGAAGCAUGGAGGGUGAGCCCAUCUCGGCCCUGUGCACGCCUGCUCUGGUGGUGGACGUGGACAAAGCGAAGCGAAAUGCCCAGAGGAUGAUCGACCGCUACCAGAAACUUGGAGUCCAGCUUCGCCCGCACAUGAAGACCCACAAAACCCUUGAGUGUGCUGACAUCAUGACGGGCGGAUCACGGAGGAGCAUUGUGGUUUCUACACUUGCAGAGGCCUGUUUCUAUGCCGACCAUGGAUUUGAUGACAUCCUCUAUGCAUAUUCUCUUCCCUUUGAUAAGGUGGAGCGUUGUGCAGCCCUGUCAGAGAGACUGGACCUCUUCCAGGUUCUACUGGAUCAUCCUGAUGCUCUGGAGCAGCUCAGAAAAAGGCCAUUGAGAGACGGUCGGCAGUGGCACGUCUGGAUGAAACUGGACUGUGGCAACGGGAGAGCUGGCGUCCUGCACUCGGAGCCUGAGGCGCUCAGACUGGCUCAAGCCAUCGCUAAGACGGAGGGCGUGGAGCUGACAGGUGUGUACGCCCACUGUGGAAACACCUACAACUGCAGAGGAGUGGAGCAAAUACAGGCUGUCGCCCAGGAAACCACCGACUUCACACUGCAGUUCAUGGAGAAACUGAAGGCUGUUGGUAUCAGCUGUAAGUCCAGCAUCGGCUCCACUCCGUCCUGCAGUCAUCCGGUCAAGGACAUGGCACAGCUGAGCGAGGUGCAUCCUGGGAACUACGUCUUCUAUGAUGUGCAGCAGUCUACGAUCGGCUCGUGCUCUCUGGAGGACGUGGCUGUGAGGGUUUUGACCAGAGUCAUCGGACAUUGUCCACACAGGAACCAGCUGCUGACUGACUGUGGAUGGACUGGAAUCAGUUUGGACGGAGCUGGAAAACUUCCCACUGGAUACGCUGUGAUCGAAGGGCAUCCAAACCUCAAGUUGGCGUCUAUGACCCAGGAGCACGGACGAGUGGAGCCCAUCUCAGGACAGCUGGACUACAGCAGAUACCCGCUGGGCUCUCUGCUCACACUGAUCCCCUACCACGCGUGUGCAGCAGCUGCGAUGCAUCCUGUGUAUCACGUGCACUCUGGGGGUCUUCUGGUGGGGAAGUGGACGCCCACUCGCGGGUGGUGAUCGACCGUUCAACAGCUGGUCACUUGUUUAUGGUUGAACUUGACAGCAGAGGAGGAAGCAAGCGAUGACAUCUGUAGUUAAAGCUGUAUAAAACUAUGGUUGAAGAGUAUUCACUGUAUCUGUCCUCUUCUUUGUCCCCUAAGUUUGUGCACUUACUCUAUUUCAGUACCACUUUUUUAACUAAUCCUGGAUACAGAUUAGACAGACUUGUUCCCUGAUCGUUUUAUAUGAAGGAAGAAAUGAAGUGUAAAAAAAGAAAGAAAGCAUUUAAAUUUUCAAAUAAAUGACGACUUUAGCA